Messenger RNA from Camelina sativa (false flax), 2665 nucleotides. Its product is annotated as transcription factor bHLH143. Gene Ontology annotation, molecular function: protein dimerization activity. NCBI's taxonomy places the organism in Eukaryota, Viridiplantae, Streptophyta, Magnoliopsida, Brassicales, Brassicaceae. The record is from RefSeq and is a predicted model, not a curated record.
UUUAGUCUUCACGCCCACUUUUUUAUUUCCUUAUUUUCGUAAAGAUUUUAGCUUUCUCUUCUCUUCUCUUAUCCGUUAGAGUUUUGCUUGAUUCGUCUUCUACACUCUCUCUGGAUCUAUUUGCUUCAUCCUAUCGAUUUGGCUCUCAGCUGGAUUACAAAUAAGCAGUGAAGUUGUUACAAAUCUAAAAAGUGCAUAAGAGGAGAAAAAAAAACAGAAUGAGUUGGUUCACUGUGUACCGUAAAGUUGUGCCCUUGAAUCUCUAUUGCCGUGUUAUUCUGUAAAUUUCUUCUCUAUCUUCAAAUCCUCUUCUUCUUCUUCUUCUUCUUCAUAAUCCUCUUCUUCAAAACCAAUCUUAUCUAAUCUCUUUAAUAAUGGGAUCCCAACGUUUCUACGUUUUUCAUUGUGAUCAGUAUAGGAUCAGCUAAACCAUUCUCCUAAAACCCUUUAAAGCUAAAUACUUUCUCCUUCUCAAAGAUCAAUACUUUUCUCUGUUUACUUCUAGUCAUCUGUCUUUUUUGGUAAGCUUGCUCUGUUCUGUGGAGCAAACUGGUAGUAAGUUUUAAAUUGAAGAGUUUGUAAAAGUGAUGGUAAGUCAAUCAGCUGGUCAGACAAGAUUUCGAACAUUGAAGUACGAGAACAACGGUGAUUCCAACAAACCAACAAUUGUAGUGAGGGUUAUUGCUUGCUUUCAACCGAUGGAUAAUUGUCAGGCUGAAUACUUUAGACAUAUACUCAAACCAGUGACGUAGUUGGUUUCUGAGUUUGUGUUUGUAUUUUUGGAGCUGGCCUUUGUUUUUCGUUUUGUCUCUACUUUCUUAUACAAUUGUUUCAAGAAAGAAUCACGAAGCAGUGCGUUCAUCACACAUUUGAGCAAGAGCUUCCACAAUAGUAUUGUAUUCCUGUAAAGUUUACUUGGCUUAAAACUGCAAGAGCAUGCCUCUUGAUACUAGGCAGCAGAAAUGGUUGCCAUUAGGCUUAAAUCCUCAAGCUUGCGUCCAAGACACAGCUACUGAGUCUUUCCGUCCUGGAAUCCCUUUUCCGGAACUUGGUAAAGUAUAUGCUGCUGAGCGUCAGUUUUGCUAUUUGCAGCCACGGUUCCAAGCCUUGCUGCCAAGUUAUGGUCAGCAGUCUUGUGGAAAACAAGUUUCAUGUUUGAAAGGGAGAUCUAGCUACGCUGCUGCUCCAGAGGGAGAGGCACUCAAGUCUUCUCGGAAAAGAUUUCUUGUAUUCGAUCAGUCAGGAAAUCAGACGCGUUUGUUACAAUGUGGUUUUCCUCUGCGGUUUCCUUCUUUUAUGGAUGCAGAGCGUGGGAACAUUCUCGAGAAAGGGUUCAGCAAAGGUCAUGCCAGUCCAGAAAAUAUAUUGCUACCUGAAGUUCAUGUUAAUGGCGAAGAAGAGUCAGAGAUGCAUGAAGACACUGAGGAAAUCAACGCGCUGCUGUAUUCUGAUGAAGACGACAAUGAUGAUUGGGAGAGUGAUGAUGAGGUGAUGAGCACUGGUCACUCUCCAUUCCCAGUUGAACAACAAGCGUGCUAUAAAACAAGAGAAGAACUGGAUGAAACUGAAAGCAGUGUUGAUGGUCCACUUUGUAAAAGGCAGAAACUACUGGACCAUUCAUCCAGAGACUCGUCACCAUCCCUUGUGGUCACCACCAAGAGUUUCACUAAAGCCAAAGGCUUACCAGAUGAAAAACUUCCUGAAUCCAAUAUUUCAAGCAAACAAGAAACGGGUUCUGGUCUAAGUGAUGAGCAGUCAAGAAAAGACAAGAUUCAUACUGCUCUGAGAAUCCUCGAGAGCGUAGUUCCAGGGGCAAAGGGAAAAGAAGCUCUUUUACUACUGGACGAAGCCAUUGAUUACCUCAAGUUGCUGAAGCGAAACUUAAACAACUCAUCAAAGGGUUUAAACAACCAUUGGUGAAAAACCUAAGACCCCUUUUGGUCUUAUUGGUAAGCAUGUUUGGUUGGUUAAAGAGAAGACAAGGGACAAAAGAUAAUCAAUGAGGUAAAGGACUGAUGUAGAGAUUCUCUCAAUUUCAUUAACGUGGGUUUGAAACAAUUAGAACACGCCUGGUGACCCUAGUGGGACCGUAUCCACUGUUCAUCUAGCUGGAUCAAUAGUGGUUUACUUUUGGAUAUGGCAUGCUCUCUCUGAAAAAAACAAAGAACAAAAAAAGGUCACUUUCUUCUGUGCUUGGAGUGGAAGAAAAGUGAAAGAAGGCAAAAAAGCAAAGUCUUGGUGGUGCUCAUUGAUCGUUAAUAAUUAUCUUUUGUUUUUCCUCCUGGGUAAUAAUAUCUCUGUGAUGGUGGUGGUGGUGGGUGUGGAUGAAGAGAAUUCAAAAAGGCAAAAACUGAAAGUAUUUUUUGGGGUGGUUGUGACUUGUGAAAAUUGAAAUCUUCUCACUUUCAUUAGGUAAAAAUUUAUGUCCCCACUCUCUUUUGUCUCAUUAUUACUCUUCUGUUGCUAUCAAUCCCAUAUCUUGUCAUUUCUUUUUGUUCUUUUCAAAAUCUCUGGCUCUUAAGCUAUUCAAGGGACUUGUACUACUAUAAUGUUGUUUGUGUUAUUUGCUUCUGUUGUUUCUCUCGUGGGUCUAACCAUGUUUGUAUAUCAUGUUCAUGUAUAUAAACCAAUAAGAGUGUUAAUAAUGGAACAAGGCUUCUUAUUA